This is a messenger RNA of Ictidomys tridecemlineatus (thirteen-lined ground squirrel), 2218 nucleotides long. It is a transcript of the gene Exosc6, whose product is annotated as exosome component 6. Gene Ontology annotation, molecular function: RNA binding. The record is from RefSeq and is a predicted model, not a curated record. NCBI's taxonomy places the organism in Eukaryota, Metazoa, Chordata, Mammalia, Rodentia, Sciuridae. Gene Ontology annotation, cellular component: cytoplasmic exosome (RNase complex); nuclear exosome (RNase complex); nucleolus. Gene Ontology annotation, biological process: poly(A)-dependent snoRNA 3'-end processing; rRNA catabolic process; nuclear mRNA surveillance.
AGCAAAGCAAUGCUUUUCUUAGAGCUUCUCUUGGGGAGAACAUCUCCAUGUCUUAGACCCUCCGCUGGGGACAUUGUGUGCCCCGCCCUCCCUUUGAGGCAGCUGCUGUGAAGUCAGGUGGUUUAUGAGAAGAAUUCAGGUGUAGCAUUGCCCCCCACCCUCACUCCAGUAAUUGCCCCAUUCCCACUUGCUUGACCCAAACAUGGUCAGUGAGGAUAAAGACCCAGGUCUAGCUCUGAAUUCAGUUGAAAUUGAAAUUCAGUCUAAAACUGCAGUUUGGAAUCAGUAUGUGGGAAGUAAAGAUAUAGCUGACCUGUGUUAGAUACCCGAUAUAGCUAAGUGGUCCUGGGGCCAAGGGUCACUCUUGGCCCUGCCAUCAGAGUUGAAGGGGGAGCAGGUCUAUGCUGCAAGAAAGGGGCCCUCCUCCCACAGGGUAUGAGAAAGAGGGAGGGGGCUGGGACCCUGGGUUAAAGCCGCAUAUGCCAGACAGGUGCCAGAAGUGCUAGAGAUUGACUACAUUGUCUAGUGCCCAGUGCAGCAAGAGAGACAUUCCAUCCAUUCAUUAAACAAGUAUAUCAACUAGGGCCCGGAGUACAGGAAUUCAGGAACCAAAAAGUCCUUGCCUUGGACAAAUCCAUAAAAGAGUUGCACACGUGCAAAAUUAAGAUAACUGCAACCUUCACAGGAAAAGAAGAUUAACAUCCUGGCCUGGGAGACGCCAUCAGCUGGAUUCCGCCUUGCUCCCCCUGGCAGGCCUGGGCUUCCUUGCCCCUUGCAAGCGGUGGCGCUCGCUGUUCUUCCUCCAGGCCGGCAAGGGGCAGUGUGGGCUCCCCGCCUGCUGCUAUCCCGACAGCCCUCACCCGGGCGCGCGUCUUUAAGCUGGCGGAAGAGCCGGCGCGCGAGGCAGGGCUGGGGGCGGAAGUGGCUCGCACUCCGGGUGCUGCCAUGCCUGGAGACCACCGUCGCAUCCGCGGGCCCGAGGAGUCCCAACCACCUCAACUGUAUUCAGCGGACGAGGAUGAGCCGCCUGCCCCCCGCGACCCGACACGGCUGCGGCCUGUGUACGCGCGCGCCGGGCUUCUGAGCCAGGCCAAAGGGUCGGCCUACCUGGAGGCGGGCGGUACCAAGGUGCUGUGCGCCGUGUCUGGCCCGCGCCAGGCCGAGGGCGGCGAGCGCGGCAGUGGCCCUGCUGGAGCGGGCGGCGAGGCCCCGGCCGCGCUGCGCGGUCGCCUGCUCUGCGACUUUCGCCGCGCACCCUUCUCGGGCCGCAAACGCCGCGCGCCUCCGGGCGGCGGCGAGGAGCGCGAGUUGGCCCUGGCGCUGCAGGAGGCGCUGGAGCCGGCUGUGCGCCUGGGGCGCUAUCCGCGCGCGCAGCUCGAGGUGUCCGCGCUACUGCUGGAGGACGGCGGCUCGGCGCUGGCCGCCGCGCUCACGGCCGCCGCGCUUGCCCUGGCCGACGCGGGAAUUGAGAUGUACGACCUAGUGGUGGGCUGUGGCCUGAGCCUCUCGCCGGGACCUGCGCCCACCUGGCUGCUGGAUCCCACGCGGCUCGAGGAGGAGCGCGCCGCCGCCGGUUUCACCGUGGCGCUUAUGCCGGUGCUCAAUCAGGUGGCCGGGCUGCUGGGCAGCGGGGAGGGCGGCCAGACCGAGAGCUGGGCCGAGGCCUUGCGCUUGGGCCUCGAAGGCUGCCAGCGCCUCUACCCCGUAUUACAGCAGUGCCUGGUGCGGGCAGCCCGCCGGAGGGGAGCGGCCUCCGCAUCCUGAGUUCCAAGCCUGAGCACCAACAAAUGGAGUGCUGCUGCUGCUGUCCUUGAAAGACCUGUGCCGUCGGUCUCCUGCCUCCACCCAGCUAAGAAUCUGGAGCACAGGAGAGGAGGUCCACACAUGUACCGAUGCACUGGACAGCUAUGUUUGAGUGACUUUUUUUUUUACAAACUGUUAAAGGGACUUUGCUACUUGAGCUGGCACCCAGUUACGAUCCAACUGAAGAAACCUAUGGAAGCAGCCUUACUUCCAAGUUGAAAAGGACUUAAGCUGGACUUAUCUGAAAAAUGAGAUCUGGAGCUGUGGCCUUUUAAGAGAUGAACCCUGUAUAGGCCAGCUAGUGACUCUUUCCAAUAUAACUGGGCUACUCUUAAGAGGAUGAACAAGGGGGCAGUGCCUCAAUAUCUAAGCUAAAACAUAACAAAAAAACUUUUUUUUUUUAAUGUUGUAGAAA